UCAACUAAUAGUGGUUUAUAUAGGAUUUUCUUCAUUCUGUGACUCGUCCGUCACCUGACUCCUCUAAACAAACUGUUUGGAUUCAUGACGAGAGAUCAGUGGGAAGACAACUAAUUUUGACCCCACAGCACUAAGAAUAUAAUCUGCACUAUUUGCUAAGCCUUUGGUCUGUUUGUGCUUUGGCUGGGGGGAAAAACGCUGAUGGCUCUCAUGGAUAAGCACAAAGUCAAGCGCCAGAGGCUGGACCGCAUUUGUGAAGGCAUUCGCCCCCCGAUUCUGAAUGGACCGAUGCACCCGCGGCCCCUGGUGGCUUUGUUGGAUGGGCGUGACUGCACCGUGGAGAUGCCUGUCCUGAAGGACGUGGCCACAGUGGCCUUCUGUGAUGCCCAGUCCACCCAGGAGAUCCACGAGAAGGUGCUGAAUGAGGCAGUGGGCGCCCUGAUGUACCACACCAUCAGCCUUUCGCGGGACGACCUGGACAAGUUCAAGGGCCUGCGGAUAAUUGUGCGAAUUGGCAGUGGCUUUGACAACGUGGACAUCAAGGCUGCGGCUGAACUAGGUAUAGCUGUGUGUAAUGUGCCUGCGACAUCAGUGGAAGAGACGGCGGACACGUCCAUGUGUCUGAUCCUGAACCUGUACCGCCGUGUCACCUGGAUGCACCAGGCUAUGAGAGAGGGCACCAGGGCUUCCAGCGUGGAGCAGAUCAGGGAGGUGGCCAGCGGAGCUGCCCGCAUCCGGGGAGAGACGCUGGGCAUCAUCGGCCUGGGGCGAGUGGGCCAAGCUGUAGCGCUGCGGGCCAAGGCCUUUGGCUUCAGUGUGAUGUUCUACGACCCCUACCUGCCAGACGGAGUGGAGCGCUCUCUGGGCCUGCAGAGAAUGGCCACCCUGCAGGACCUGCUCAUCCACUCUGACUGUGUGUCACUGCACUGCAGCCUCAACGAGCACAACCAUCACCUCAUCAACGACUUCACCAUUAAACAGAUGCGUCAGGGAGCAUUUUUGGUUAACACGGCUCGCGGGGGCCUGGUGGAUGAGAGGGCCCUGGCCCAGGCACUGAAAGAGGGCAGGAUACGGGGUGCUGCCUUGGACGUACACGAGACAGAGCCCUUCAGCUUCUCUCAGGGCCCAUUGAAGGAUGCCCCCAAUCUGGUUUGCACUCCCCACGCAUCCUGGUACAGUGAGCAGGCGUCACUCGAGGCGCGGGAGGAGGCAGCUAGGGAAGUGCGCCGGGCCAUCACAGGCCGCAUCCCUGACAGUCUGAAGAACUGUGUGAAUAAGGAGUAUCUGAUGGCAACGCCCCAGUGGCCUGGCAUGGACCCUGGGGCUGUGCACUCCGAACACAAUGGUGUUACUGAUUACAGGUUCUCUACUGGUCUAGUGGGAGUGGCAGCAGGAGGCCUGACGGGGGCAGGCGCUACAGUGGAGGGAAUUGUUGCAGGGAACCUGGCUAUGGCACAUGGGAUUGCCCCUGUGUCCCGACCUCCCCACACACCGUCGCCGGGGCAACCCUCUAAAGCAGAAACAGACAGAGACAUGCCAACGGACCAGUAGCCAGCUACCAUUUCCCCUCUGGUCCACAACAUUCCGUCAUCACUCUUCAUGUUCAUGCAAGCAGAUACACUAGUAUUGAGGUCCAUUCUGACCCAGCUUUGGUCCCAUCCAACAGAACAGAAUCCUUCACGAGAGACCAGUCUGCAUAGACUCCCUACACUCGUCCUAUUUUCUCUCAUCCAGAAAGCAAUAAGUGGAUUACUCAAGGAUUUUUUCCAGUUGGCUUUUAAACCCCUCUGACUUUCCUGUGGCUCAGUGUUUUUGUAAAUGACUCCUUUACGGAGAGAAACCUGUUUUUCCUGUAUUUUUUGUUUGUUUUUUAUAUCAAUUGCUGUUUGACAUAUAAAGUGAAGCAUGAGUCUGCAAUGGUAUAGAAGAUGAAUAACAUUUUUUCCACUACUAUUUGUUCACAAACCUUACAAAGGAUUUUAUAUUAUUGGGCUCAAUACGUUUCUAGUUAUCACGAUAAAAGUGUGGCUCUGACUUUUUGUGAGCUUUUUGAUGUGAAUUGAAUAAUAUCGAAAGAUAUGCCUCUGCUGAUAAGGAAAAUACACACAGCAUACGAUGUUUGUCAAGACCACCACCUACACUUAUUUUCUCUGUUGGUCUUGGAAUAUUUUCAUGAUUAAAUGUAUAGAUCUUCUGCA
Oncorhynchus gorbuscha (pink salmon) is the source of this 2198-nucleotide messenger RNA. RefSeq names its product C-terminal-binding protein 1-like. Lineage: Eukaryota; Metazoa; Chordata; Actinopteri; Salmoniformes; Salmonidae. Bases 202 to 1551 code for a protein of 449 amino acids. Gene Ontology annotation, molecular function: NAD binding; transcription corepressor activity; oxidoreductase activity, acting on the CH-OH group of donors, NAD or NADP as acceptor. The transcript is spliced from 10 exons. The record is from RefSeq and is a predicted model, not a curated record.